AUGGACCCAAUUUCAGCAGCUGGGAUUGCCAUUUCCGUGGCAUCGCUAUCCUUUCAAGUAUUUGCAGGCUGCGUGAAAGGGUUCGUGGUACUGUCGAGCGCGCAGAACUUUGGCAAGGACGCCUCCUUCCUUCGAACCAUGCUCAACGUAGAGGAGUAUCGGUUUAUCCAAUGGGCAGAUACAGUAGGCCUGACCUCACCAGGCGGCAAAAUGCUGCCCCAGAUCAAUCGAGGGCUCGCCGAUGAGCUGAUGGUGCAGCUGCGUGACAGACUGGAUUGUGUCAAGCUGAGGGAGCGAUACUCAAUUGACCUUCAGCCUGCAAAUCUCACCAGCCAAGCACCAGAUAAUUGCAUCAUAGGAGGGUCGCAAGCCCCGGACAUUCUAGCCAGCGCAGUCUCCGAUGAGCGACGAACGGAGAUCUUGGCACACGCCAAAUUGAUUGAGCGCAAGACUGGGUUACCGAAGCGUCUUUGGUGGGUAAUGAUAGAGAAGUCCAAGUUUCAGGAUCUUGUUCGGGACUUGAGGCAGAUCGUGGAUGCGCUUUGGAAUCUUCUCGAGCCCAUGCGGCUGAGGGAGCUUGUGCAACAGGUUGACCGAACGCUAACGGCGGUCGUGGACAUGAGCCAUGAUAUUGAUGCCUUGAAGGGUGUCCAGGCUAGUCUUAGUUUGAAGACAAUAGACUUCCCAGGAGAGGCGAACCUCUCCGCCGCUGUUGGCUUGAAGGUGAUGCGCGAACAGCUUCCUGAUGACGGCAGUGACCCAGCCCGCGUCAAGUCACUCAACCAUGAGUCUAUUCGCCCCUUGCACAGGAAUCUUCUCAAACAGCCUACAAAUCGACAAGGCAAUGGUGGCUCAUUUAUCGCAGAGUACGACGGGAAACAAGUACUGUGCGAGGCCAAGCCCGUUCACGGACGGCUCAAGUCAAAGCUCCGACUGCGAUCCACGAAUCUAGCAAAUCUGCUUGCUCUGCCCAAAAAUCCGGGUUUCCUGACCUUGAGUUGUCUCGGUUUUCUGGAAGACGUGGAUGAGUUUGUUUUCCUGUACGAGUAUCCGCCUGGGGCGGACACCUCGAUCCAGCCACGAUCUCUUCAAGACCUGCUUCGCGACAAGAAGACGAGGCCUCCAAGUGUUACAGCAAGAAUCAGAUUGGCACUCGAGAUUUGCAGGACAAUCUUGACGGUUCACACUGCGGGCUGGCUGCACAAGAACAUCCGCUCCGAGAACAUCCUGUUCUUUACUGAUAGAGAGAAGUCAGGCAAUGGCCCCGACGCUCUGACGCAGCCGUAUCUGACCGGAUUUGCCUUCUCACGUGCUGACUCCCCGGUUGAGAUCAGUGACCAGGCCUCCGAAGAUCCCCUGUUGGACAUCUACCGGCAUCCGAAGGCGCUUGGGGAGCCGUCCGACUCAUACGCCAUGUAUAUGGACCAUUAUUCCCUUGGGAUGGUCCUCACUGAGAUUGCUGAAUGGUGCCCACUCAAGUUUAUCAUCAAGAACCAUGUCGAUGUCACUAGGAGCGAAAUUGAUGUGCCUCUUUCGGCUUUGGCUGGGGUCCAUGCCUGGUUGGUACGGGAGCUGGUGGAGCUUGGGCGAAUCGAAUUCCGUAUGGGGGAAGUCUAUGGAAAUGCCGUUUCCUGGCUCAUAAGCCGAAAACAUGGAGAACUGAAACGGCAUGAGAGUACAGAGCGCCUUCUCGCUUUCCAGCAAUUUGUAAAUGAGCUAGGCUGUUGUCGGGUGUAG
Aspergillus terreus NIH2624 is the source of this 1737-nucleotide messenger RNA. Its product is annotated as prion-inhibition and propagation domain-containing protein. NCBI's taxonomy places the organism in Eukaryota, Fungi, Ascomycota, Eurotiomycetes, Eurotiales, Aspergillaceae. Gene Ontology annotation, molecular function: protein kinase activity; ATP binding. Gene Ontology annotation, biological process: protein phosphorylation. The coding region runs from base 1 to 1737 and encodes 578 amino acids. The transcript has a single exon. The record is from RefSeq and is a predicted model, not a curated record.